Molecule: messenger RNA, 2193 nt
Organism: Mugil cephalus (flathead mullet)
Lineage: Eukaryota; Metazoa; Chordata; Actinopteri; Mugiliformes; Mugilidae
Gene: dpys
Product: dihydropyrimidinase
Exons: 9
Coding region: 230-1720 (496 amino acids)
Biological process (GO): pyrimidine nucleobase catabolic process
Cellular component (GO): cytoplasm; cytosol
Molecular function (GO): dihydropyrimidinase activity
Source: RefSeq, a predicted model, not a curated record
CAAGGGCGGGCGAGAAAGUGAAAGCGCUACUCUGAACUGCAGGGAUCCCUGCUACAUUUCUGUGAAUAUCCAUAUCUCAGAUGAACUUUGGAGCUUACCCACGCGCCUCUGCAGAGACCCAGGACCGAAUCCACACACACGGGCGAGUGUCAAAGCGCAGGGUUCAGCUGACUUGUCACCAACUGUCUCCUUUCUUCACUCUACGCACUCGGAGCUGCGCGCAGCAGGAAUGGCGGAGCCUAAUGGGAUCCUGAUAAAAGGGGGGAAAGUUGUUAACGAGGACUGCUCCGUGAUCAGCGACGUCUUUAUUGAAAAUGGGAAAAUAGUUGAAGUCGGGCUGAACCUUCAGGUCCCGGCUGGAGUGCGGGUCAUCGAUGCCACCGAUAAACUGGUGAUUCCGGGCGGCAUCGAUACGCACACACACAUGGAGCUGGCGUUCAUGGGCACCAAAGCCGUGGAUGACUUCUACAUCGGAACCAAGGCUGCUCUGGCAGGAGGGACCACAAUGAUCCUGGACUUUGUCAUCCCCCAAAAAAACAAGUCUCUCCUGGAGGCCUACGACUGCUGGCGCAAGACAGCAGACCCCAAAGUUUGCUGCGACUACUCGCUGCACGUCGCCGUCACCUGGUGGAGUGACAAGGUCAAGAAAGAGAUGGAGACGCUGGCCAAAGAGAAAGGAGUGAAUUCCUUCAAGAUGUUCAUGGCCUAUAAAGAUGUGUUCAUGCUGCAGGAUGCCGAGUUAUAUGCCGCCUUCGCCCAAUGUAAAGAGAUUGGUGCCAUAGCACAGGUGCAUGCUGAGAAUGGAGAUCUGAUUGCAGAGGGGGCUAAGAAGAUGCUGUCCAUGGGCAUCACGGGGCCCGAGGGCCACGAACUGUGUCGGCCAGAGGAGGUAGAGGCCGAGGCCACCCAGCGAGCCAUCACCAUCGCCCACGCUGUCAACUGCCCGCUCUAUGUGGUCCAUGUCAUGAGUAAAUCUGCUGGCAAGGUGGUGUCUAAUGCACGAAGAGAUGGCCGGGUGGUGUUCGGCGAGCCAAUUGCAGCCGGACUGGGGACUGAUGGAACUCACUACUGGAACAAAGAGUGGGCCCACGCUGCUGCCUUUGUCAUGGGGCCUCCCCUCAGACCUGAUCCCAGCACCCCUGGGUAUCUCAUGGACCUACUGGCCAACGAUGAUCUAAGUGUGACGGGAACGGACAACUGCACCUUCUCCGUGUGUCAGAAGGCUCUGGGCAAAGACGACUUCACCAAGAUCCCCAACGGAGUGAACGGCGUGGAGGACAGGAUGUCGGUCAUCUGGGAGAAAGGAGUGCACAGCGGCAAAAUGGACGAGAAUCGAUUUGUGGCUGUCACCAGCAGCAACGCAGCAAAAAUCUUCAACUUCUACCCACAGAAGGGCCGUAUCGCCAGGAACUCGGAUGCUGAUGUGGUUAUAUGGGACCCAAAGAUGACAAGGAGGAUAUCAGCCAAGACCCACCACCAGGCUGUGGACUACAACAUCUUUGAGGGCAUGGAGUGCCACGGCGUCCCUGUCGUGACCAUCUCCAGAGGCAAAGUGGUCUACGAGGAUGGGCUGCUGAAGGUGUCACCGGGGCAGGGCAGGUUCAUCCACAGGAAGCCCUUCUCUGAGUUUGUUUACAAGAGAAUCAAGCAACGAGAGCAGGUGGGAAAACCUACAGCUGUGAUCAGAGAGCCCUAUAAAGGCAAAGUCAUUUCUGUGUGAACAACCGACUGAGAACAUGAAAGGCAGUUUGAAUCUCCAGGUGUAUCUCUCCAGUACAAUUAAGAUGCUACCGAAGACGAAACAAGCAAAUGUUUUUCUCACGGAUAUGCCUCAUCUUAGCAGUUUAUCCAUCAGUUAUAAUAUAUUUCUGCAAGUAAUAGAAUCACUUAAAUCGCUAUUUGCAGUCGUACCGGCGGUUGGGGAUGGUGGUUGCCUAAUCAACUCCAAGGUCAACGUUCUGCUGGAAGACAACAUUGUGUUAUUUUUUCCGGCGGCGUCAGGUUUCCAGGUCAACUCUGUUCAGUGUAAAGUUCAGCGGAACCACUGAAAAUUGCAUAUGUCUAACGCAGUGACUCCCUGGAAGGAAUGAAAAUGGGCUUUAUGCAUGAUUCAGUGGUUAAAAAUGUGAAGGAAAAAUGAUCUUUAUUGUAUACUGUGCCUUUUGUGCAAUACAAAAAAAGCGUGAAGCCUGA